CUGCAACAUAGGAAGAAGCCUGGAGAGGCGUUUGUGUGCCUGCUUGGAGCGGGCCGGGCAGGAUGUGGGUGAAGGUGGCUCGGCUCUUACACUGAGUGUUAUGGGUGCAGCCUGGAUGAGGAAUGGUGCCAAUCUCUUCUCAAGACAAGGCCAUGAAAGUGUCCAUCUCUGUUCAGUGAUGCUUCUGCUCCACCUUUAUUUAAAGUUCAUCUCUGUUCAGUAAACUGGUGUUGCCAGUCCCUUAAAUGGCUGGAGAGAGCUCAGUGGCACUGCAAAUACGCCACCUCCCACAAGCCACCAUGUUGCCUGUGUUCCCUUCGGAAGGAUACAGUACCUGGCUUCCAUAGAAUACGUUGGAAACCCCCAUGAAACUGCAGCUUGUUGAUUAUGUGCCAUUGCCUUUGGAAACCAGAGAGAGUUGGGGCAGGAGCUGUGGACAUAGGCAAAGGGAUCAGUUCCUGAGAAUCCUAGAGCGCUACUGGUUGAGACACACAUCUCCAUCAUCAACUUGUUCUGUCUCUUGUAGGAAAGAUUUUGCAUCUCACAUGAAUUACGAAAAUCCUCCACCUUAUUCUGGCCCAGGCCCAAAUGCUCCAUACCCACCAUAUACACAACAGCCAGGUGGACCUCCAGGCCCCAAUCCAUACCCAGGCUAUCCACCAGGGCCUACUGGACCGUAUCCACCAGGUCAACCAGGUUAUCAAGGGUAUCCACAGUAUGGAUGGCAGAAUGCACCACCACCUCCUGGACCAGUCUAUGCUGAUGGACCUAAAAACACAGUGUAUGUUGUAGAAGAACGAAGAAGGGAUGACACAGGAGAGAGUACCUGUCUGACGGCAUGUUGGACUGCUCUGUGCUGCUGCUGCCUUUGGGACAUGCUGACUUGAAUUCUGCAAGAAGUCACCACUGUCGAUACCUCUAAGUUGGAGUGCUAUGCAUUCUCCUCUGAUUUCUUUUGUUCUCCUGACCUCUUUCUAUUACUGUAAUCAAUGAUCUGCUUUGCACAGCCAAGAGUAUGUGUCUGAUGUUAGUCCUAGCGCCAUGGUGGUGUGUGCACUCCUUUAAUUUAGUAAAGGAAAUCCCUUUUUAACAUACAUUUAUAACAUUUUGUUUGUUUGUUUGUAAUGUAAAGAAUGUGCUAAAUGAUAUUUUUUUUGGCCAAAGCCUUCACUGUUAUGAAAUAUGUAUUUAUCAUUUUAAAAUUUACUAUUCCUAGAAAUGAAAUAUGCAAUAAUUAAAGCAAAUGAAUUAUUUUUUUUCUUUGCUAGUUCCCACUUCGGUUUCAAUAAAUCUGUCUGAUACCGAG
This is a messenger RNA of Alligator sinensis (Chinese alligator), 1306 nucleotides long. It is a transcript of the gene CYSTM1, whose product is annotated as cysteine rich transmembrane module containing 1. The record is from RefSeq and is a predicted model, not a curated record. The transcript is spliced from 4 exons. NCBI's taxonomy places the organism in Eukaryota, Metazoa, Chordata, Crocodylia, Alligatoridae. Gene Ontology annotation, cellular component: extracellular exosome. The coding region runs from base 366 to 887 and encodes 173 amino acids.